UUGCAGUGUUUGAUACAUAGCUCAAAGAAGUUCAAAAGGAUUAUCGACUGUGACAAAGACAGAGCCAAUGCUGUUGAGUACAGUUAAGAGUCAUUAAGGUUGGAAAUGGCUUCUGAGAUGUCAGCUCCAGCCUCCAGUAGGGACAGACAUGAACAGUUGUAGCUCUCACAUGCAGAUACCAUCAUAAGGUUGACAACAUUAUGGUAGUAUCCUGUUUUUAUAGCUGUUUUGCCAGUGUCAUUUAUGCAUAAUUUCUUUUUUUCUUUGCACUGUUCUUGUAGAAGUUGAUUAUUCAGCAUAUCCAAAGAUGAAGAGGAAACUUGCAACAGCUGGGACAUUGAGGCUAAGUCCUAAUGAAGAAGCCAUGUUUCUGAAAGAAGAAUAUGAAAGAAGAAGAAAACUAAGGUUACAGCAGGUCAGAGAGCAGCAGAAGUAUAUCUCCUACCAGAUAAGGCAGAAGGUAAAGCAGAAGAGAGAAGAACAACUGCAUCAGUUAGAGGAGGCACUGAGAGCUGAAUGGCAGAAGGCACAGGAUGAGAAGAUGAAAGCCCUGGAAGAACUGUAUCUAUCAAGCUUAAGAGCGAUUGGGGAGGGUCACCGACAGGCCAAGGAAAAUGAACCUGAUUUAGAAGCUCUGGCAAAGCAAGCAGAGGAAAGGAAACAAAGAGCAGAGACAAGACAUAGAAAAGCUCUGAUAGAGCAGAAGCACCAAAAGGAAAAAUUACUUCGUGAGCAAGCCAGACGAGCAGAUGCACGUAAACGUGCUCUGGAAGUGGAAAGACAAAGAGCAGCCAAAGUUGCAAGCCUGCCACCUCCUCCGCCACGUCCUUUUGAAAGUUUUGAAGUGAAAAAGAUCCUUGCGAUGAAGAACUGUGGUGCCGAAAACUUUUCUGUUACACGUUACCAUAUUGCUGAAGCUUUGGUGGAUAGAGAAGUAGAAGGAGGGCAGCCAGAUGCUCAUUUAGCUGCUGAAGAAGAGGGGAGACGUUUGGAGGAACUACGCAGGGGGGCAGAGAGGGAAAGAAGAAAGCAGCUUGAAAAGGCACAUAUUAGAGGAAGUCACGCCUUGAAGAAGAUCCAAUUGGCCAAGGACAGGGAAAGACUCCUGGAAGAACUGGAGCAAAUGCAUGCUCAGGAGCGGAUGCGCAGGAGACAGGCUGUUGCACAGAUGCCAUCUCAGCUUUCAGUACCACCAUACAAACGCAUGGAAAUAAAAGAAGAAUGGCAGAGAGAACUGGAAUCUGCAUUUGAAGAAAUGUGCAGUGAAGACAGGAACAUGAAAGGAGACCUGAUUCUGCAGUUUGAGCCACAACCUUUGCCAGCUCCUUCUGACAGAGCUCGAGAUAAUGAUCUUGAUAUCUCCUUGGAGCAUGAAUCUGCUUGUGACACUCAACCAGAGCUUCCUUGUGAUACUCAACAAGAAUCAGGACAUAUGAUAGAAGAGGAGGUCCUUAAUGAACCAGAAAGGCAUGAAGAAGGAAAAACUUGUCAACCUCGAUCAAAACUUGCCUUACAGAAAUUGUUGAACAAAAUUAGAAGCCAAAAAGAGGAGUGGACGUCAAAAAACUCUGUGAAAAUGUUGGAAAAUGCAGUUGCAGAUGAAAAGUCAGUUCCAAUCCAUCCUCAAGAACAAGCAGCUAAAAUGAGAAUGGAAGAGGCAGCUAAAAUGAGAAUGGAAGAGGAGAGACAGAAGUGGAAUGAGGAAAUAGAGAAACAGAAACAGGAGCAGCUGGCCUUGAUUAAAAAAAUUGAGGAAGAGAAAGCUCUUUUGGAGGCUGAUUAUCUAAAGAUCCAAAUGCAAACCAGUUUGGAGCAGGCGAAGAAAAAAGAGGAAGAGCAACGUCAGCUGGUACAAAGCCACAGUCUCCAUUCCACAGAUCAUCAGAACCAAAAGGAACAUGAGUCUGGAAAUGUAUCAGAAACCAGGAGUCCAGGAGAAGGCAAUCAUGGACAGACGAUACGUAAUUUUCAACAACGCCUUCUGCAGCAAAAAAGGUUGCACAAACAAACCAUUGAAGAAGCUAGAAAGAAUCUACAGCAGUAUCAGAAUACACUGAGGCAAAGGUACUUGUCUAGUUCUGAAAUACCUCUGAGCACAAGGGAAACAAAAUCCAUUAAUUUGGAGCCUGUCUCAGAGCAGCCCCUACAGAUACAAGGAGCACAGCCAACACAGUACCAGGCAUCAGAACAAGUUCAUGCCCAAGAAUAUGCGCGGUCGUUACCUGUGUUUUCAGGAACAUUGGGUAUGUUGGAAAAACUAUCUUCACAGAAGCAGCAAGAGCAAGUGCCUAAUACUUGUCCUGGAAAAUCAGUGCAGUUUUCAGAAGCAUCAAAAUUGAAGCAUGGAGAGUUUCACUUGCCCUGUGACUGUCCUUCACAGGAGCAAGUGGGAAUAUUCAAAGCUGCCAAUAAUCACAUCAGAGAACCAUUCCUGUCCCAUUUACCAUCAGGGUCAGUCAGGAAAGAAGUGACUGCAGUAAGAAUACAACCAGAAGCACACCAACAACACUUUAGGUUUACGUUGCCUGCAGAAAGUUUCUCUGAGUCUUCAGAAACAGUACUCUCUAAAGAGUUGCCUCAGAAGAUAUCUAACUAUCAAAACAAGACAGAAGAUGGAGAAGAGCAUGCAUUUAAGACAUCCAUCCUGCCAGUAACGAAGAAAUCAGCCUUGGCUGAUCCUUCAGCCUAUCAGCAGGGAUCUGUAGAGAGCAGCAAAACAAGCCCUGAUCAACCUCUCAAUCUUUCUGAACCCACGAUUCUAGCGCAUGAAGAAUCUAAAGCCCAGAGAGUUGAGGAAUUCUUGGUAUCAAAAGCAGGAGAUGCAUCUUCAUUAAAUUAUUCUGGUAUACUGAGCCUAAGGGACAGAGUGUUGGCCUCAUCAGAAAGCAUCCAAGCUCAGCAAAAGUAUUUGAAAGAACUGCAAGAGCAGCUAGAUGCGCAAAGAGAAGCUCUUCUUUCUAAACAGAGAAUACAAGAAAAACUACUUUUACAGAAGCAAGAUAAAUUGAAGGAACAGAUGCAGAGACAGCAAGAGGCUUUGAAAGAACUUCUGAACAAGCAGGUGAGAUAUAUGCACCCAAAUGAAGAAAUGACAGAGGCACAAAAGCCUUUCAGGAGUAAGAGAACUGACUUCUUCCAAGUUUUAGAAAACUACCAGCAAGAGAAUUGUCGCAGGAAUAAAUUUCACAGAAGUGAAACAAUUUCACCGUGCAUUGGUCCAGUUGAGCAAACUGAUCAAUCUGAGAAAGUUCUCUGUAGAGAACAGAAACAGAGGUCCUCCAAACCACCAGUGACAAAAGUCAAGUUAGGGCUUGGUUUGGAGCAGCAUGAACUUAGUGUUAUACCAGAGGUAGACACACCGAAGAGUUGCAGCCUCUCUUUGGCGGAUGAUGGUACUGGAGAAACUUCUCAGAGUUCAGCCUCUGGGGAGUUUGCAUGUGUGAAACAUCACAGUUAUGCUCUUCAUGGAGGCGCCUUUCCCUUGGGCGUGACAAACUAUGACAGAAAAGCCUCCAAUGGAAGUCCAAGGCAAACUAAUCCAUCAGGAAGAUUAUUACAAGAAUUGCUGAUGAUGGCUGCUGAAACGUCAUGUGAUUCAGCCCAGUCCGAGGAUUCUCAAGUGUCUCAAGAUUCACCAGUUGUCGCUGCUGAAGGUGGAGAGAGACUUAGAACAAGUUCUGGACCAUCAUUUGGGCUUGAUAAUACGGAAGUGCCAGGUUCAGAGGCUUUUGUGCAAAAAAUACCCUGUGAUGUAAAUUCAACAGUUUCCACUGGCACCUUUUCAACCAGUGAAGUGCUGAAUGCAAGCCCCGUUGACACUGGAUUGUCUUCUGAUAGUAGAGGAGAUGGAAUUCUGAGAGAAAAAGGAAGCCACCCUUGGAACUCCUCACUUCCUUUUACCUUGCAGCAGAGGCAAGAGAAUUUUUCUGGAGCAUCUGAAAGUCAGUUCUCCAAAGGAGAGAUGUACUGUUAUAAAGAAAACCAGAUACAGCAGAUCCUGGGGAGACCUACUGGGAACUUGAACUCUUACUUGGAGGACAGUACGCAUUUCCAAGCUCUAGCAACUGAACUCUGUUCUCCUGAAAUGGAGAGACCUUUUCCAAACUUCCAUCACCAGCUCUUUCAGCCUCUGGAACCAAGUGUUGACUUUGAUACAUCAUCAUCAUCAUCCUGUUCUCAAUACAGAAUUUCCCAACACAGUCGAGAAUUUAGCAAGGCUUCGGAAUUUUCAACAGAAAGUCCUGAUGUGUCUGCAUUUCUAGAAGAGGAAAACUCCGGUCUGAACAGACAAAGAAGCAGUCAGCCUUCUAGUCUUGAAACAAAUGGGCAAAACAUUUCAUCAGAAGAAGGGCUGAUUAGAGAAAAUGUUACUCCAGGAUCUGAAGAAUCUUUUCACCCACUGCAAUUAGAAUCUACUCUGAGUGAUGAUUGUCAGAAUACUGAUCAGCCAGGGGAUAUGAACAUUGUGUCACAGAGACCUUUUGAACAAACCCCUGGAAUUAAAAACAGAGGCAAUGAGAGCUGUAUUUCACCUGCAAGUGGAUAUGAAGAGCUGUCAAGAAGUAUGGAAUGUAUUACUCUCCAGUGUUCAGUGGAAGAUCUGCGGAAUGAAAGUCUGGAAGAGCAAAAAUCGUUUUAUCAACUAGAUCCCAUACCAGUUACAAUGGAUGAAACUUCCUCUGAGCAGUUAGUAAAAGAGACUGUGUCUUCUGAAAAAUUACCUUUGAAGGCAUUUGAUAAGAAGAAGCUUCCUGAAAAAUCAAUUCAUGUAGAUGAAGUAAAUAAAGCUAUGGAGCUGCAUUCUCAGUGCAAUAUGGAUAUAAAGGAGCCAGAUCAAAGCUUUCCAGAAGGACAAGAAUCUCUGAGGGUUCCCAGGGAAACCAACUUGGAAGACUCAGACAUCUCUUUGCACAGUGUUGUACAGCAGAACAGUUCUUUAUUCCAAAGACAUGAAAAACAUUCCCAUCCUAUGCCCAGAAGCUCAUGUCAUAUUCCAGUCUGGGAGACUGAGUCAGGGCAAGGUAUUAUGGAAGAACCAGAGCUCACCCUGAUAAGCUCCAAUGACACCAGUAUUGUAGAAUUAGACAUUGAACAUCCUAACCAAGAGAAAACUAAGGAGGAUGCAAUGGAUAACUCAGCAUGUGUGGAUCAAUCUGAAUGUAAUGUUUAUACUGAGGAGAGAGAAUUUUUCCCACUAGCUCCAGAUGCAGAUUAUUCAGCAUUCCAAAGGCCUGACAGUUCUCCCAAAGCCCAGAGUCCCAACGAGAGUCACUGUCCGUCACAUCAGACUGCAGUGAUGCUGCUGGAAUUUGCAGCUACACCUGGAAGUUUACAAAAAUCUUUUUUAAAAAGAAAGCAGAAUUUCAUCCAGGAAUCUCUGAAAAGAGUAGAAGCAAUAAAAAAUAAGGAAAGAGAAAAUGAAAAGCUGGAAGCAAGAAAGCUUCAAGGAGGGAAGUCUGAGAAUCUAAGAAGCAGACAGAAGAAGUCUGAUCUUCUCUCUGGAAAAAAUGGUGCACUUGCCAAUCAGUUGAAAAAAGUAGAAGUGAAAGUAUGUUCUCCAGAGGAUAGGAAGUCUGGAGAAAUUGAAAUGCACCAGCGUACAUCCAGACUUUAUAAUCAGCUCGCAGAAGUAAAAAUCAGAAAUGAAGAAAAAAGAAGGCAACAAACUUAUGCUAAGAACAGAGAAAAGGCUAAAGAGUUUCAAAAGAAAAUGCUGGAGAAACUGCGAGCCAAGAAGACUUGGAAAGCACUAUGACAGGCAAAGACUUUGAGCAACAAAGACACACGGUGGUGGUGGUACAAUCCAGGCCACUGAGUGGUACAGCCUCAAUGGUGAACUGUGAAGCCAUUUAGGAAUCCUCAGCUUUAAGCUGAGUACCCCAAACCCCUGUGGUCCCUGUUCAGAGCUCACCAAGCAGAUGGCCUGUGGUGCUUUCUUCAUUGUUUGUCUCAGACUGAGCUACUGGCCUGAAAGGCCUGUAUGUUAAUAUUUUAAAGAAAUACCAAGUUUUGUAAUAUACAUGUAUAAAACAUUUUCAAAUAAAGUUUUAAGGUUAUUUGAA
Molecule: messenger RNA, 6062 nt
Organism: Taeniopygia guttata (zebra finch)
Lineage: Eukaryota; Metazoa; Chordata; Aves; Passeriformes; Estrildidae
Source: RefSeq, a predicted model, not a curated record